Panonychus citri (citrus red mite) is the source of this 5286-nucleotide messenger RNA. RefSeq names its product transcription elongation factor SPT6-like (gene Spt6). Gene Ontology annotation, cellular component: transcription elongation factor complex. Gene Ontology annotation, molecular function: histone binding; DNA binding; nucleosome binding. Gene Ontology annotation, biological process: nucleosome organization; transcription elongation by RNA polymerase II; positive regulation of transcription elongation by RNA polymerase II. The record is from RefSeq and is a predicted model, not a curated record. NCBI's taxonomy places the organism in Eukaryota, Metazoa, Arthropoda, Arachnida, Trombidiformes, Tetranychidae.
AAUAUUUUUGUUUUGGUUCAACUAUUUACCAAUUUGUUAGUGAUUAAAAAACGCUUGUUAAUUAGUGUAAUUUCUUUUUAAUCAUGAGUUCUUUUUUGGAAAAUGAGGCCGAAGAAUCUGAUAAUGAUUAUGAUUCCGAUGAAGUGGCCCGACAUCCGCGAAAAAAACGUGCAAAACGAACCGAAGACUCUGAGGAAGAGGAAGAGGACGAUGAAGAAGCCCUGAGAGAUGAAAUGAAAGAUCUGAUCAAUGACGAAGAUGAGGAAGAAGAAGGCGAAUCAGAUGAUGAAGAAGGGGGUAAAAAGAGAAGAAGAGAUGAAGAGGAAUCGGAAGAAGAUUUAGAUGAUGAAGAUCUGGAUCUUCUUGAGGAAAAUUUAGGUGUCAAAUUGUCCCGUAAGAAGAAAUUUAAGCGUGUCCGUCGAUUGAUUGGCGAGGAGUCAGAAGAUGAAGGUGAAAAAGAUGAAAGAGCUGCCAUUGCAAAUGAACUAUUCGAUGAUGAAGAAGGUGAACAAAGAUCUAAAGGUGAUCGCCGACGACGAGCAGAUGAUGAUGAUGACAGAUACCAAGGUAUCUCAGGAUCAGAUGAUUCAGAUGAUGAAGGCAAUUUCAUCGUUGAUGAUAAUGAUGAACCAAUCAACAGACCAAGGAAAAAGAAAGGCUACCGAUACAAUGAUGAAGCCAUGCAACAAGCUCAGGAUGUUUUCGGUGUUGAAUUUGAUUUCGAUGAUUUGCAAAACUAUGGCGUUGAAGAUGAAUAUGAAGAUGAACAAGAGGACGAGUAUGAAGAAGAGGAAGAAGAGGAAGGUGGAUCACGAAUUAGAAAGAAAACUAAAGCUAAGAAAAAGUCUUCCCGUAAAUCAAUCUUUGAAGUAUACGAACCUGCCGAGCUUGAGAAAAGCUUUCUUCAAGAAAAAGAUAAAAAGAUUACCAAUGCCGAUCUACCUGAAAGAUUCCAAUUACGAUCAACACCAGUUACUACUGCUGAUGAUGCUGAGAUUGAAGAAGAAGCUGAUUGGAUCUAUUUAAAUGCAUUCUCUCAGCCUGCAAUUACCUCUCAAGUUUCAGAUGCAUCACAGAACAUUGGCCAGGAAAAACAACCGAUAGCUGGUAAAAAACCACCAACUGCAGUUCCGAAAAUUCGUGAAACUCUUAAAUUCAUUCGCAACCAAAGCCGGGAAGUUCCAUUUAUUCAAUUUUAUCGUAAAGAAUAUGUCCAACCAGAGUUAACCAAUGAAGAUUUAUGGACAAUUUACAAAUGGGAUGAAAAAUGGUGUCAAUUACAACAACGAAAGGUCAAUAUGAAGAAACUUUUAGCAGAUAUGCAAAAGUAUCAGGGUGAUUUAAUUAUGGCCGAUCCUGAUGCACCAUUACCAGAAGGAGCUAGAAUCAUCAGUAGCACUGAUAUUGAGCGAAUUGACUUGGUAAACAGUUUCGAUGAGCUCAGAGAUUGUUGGGUGCAAUUUCAACUCUACUAUGGGUCACUUUUUCCUGCUAUGAAACAAGCGAAAGUUGAAGCUGAGAAGAAGAAGCGAUUAGAAUCGCGACUUGAAAGUGGAGAAGAAGCUGAUCAAACAUUUGACGAAGAUGAUUUGAUAAAAGAUAAAAUGUCUUCUCUUAAAUUAAUACAGAGGAAAGAUUUCUAUCGAGUUUGUCAAGAAGCGGGAAUUUUGGGAAUGUCCUUGAGAUUUGGAUUAACGCCUGAACAAUUUGGUGAAAAUUUACGUGAUUCUUAUCAGAAAUAUGAAGUUGAACAAAUUCCAAUUGAACCAGAAGAAUUUGCUAUCGAUUAUGUUUGUUCAAGAUUCCCCGAUGUCGCUGCUGUUAUUAAAGGUUCUAAAUUUAUGGUUGCUCGUCAAUUGGCCUCUGAUCCGAUUGUUCGUAAAGUUGUUCGUCAAGUUUUCUUCGAAAGAGCGGUUGUCCAUGUUAGACCCACUAAGAAAGGAAUGAAAGAAAUCGAUGAAAAUCAUCCCUGUUUUACAUACAAAUAUUUACGUAAUAAACCCGUUGACCAAUUUGCUAAUGAGAAAUUUUUAAAUUUGAUGAUCGCUAAGCAAGAAGGUAAUGUGACUGUGAGAAUUACAAUGGACAAACAAAAUCCGAAGGCAAAGGAAGCAACAACUUCGACUUAUUUAGAUGAGAUUAAAGCUCUUUUUCAAAGAGACGAAUUCAGUAGCAAUGUACAAAAGUGGAACAAGUUAAGACUUGAAGCUCUCGAAACUGCUUUAGAAAAAUUCCUUUAUCCAGCUUUUGAAGCCGAACUCAUCAAUAAAAUACAAAAAGAAUCACAAGAAGGAGUGAUAAAGAAAUCCUGUCACAAGCUCUUCAACUGGUUAAAAGUUGGUCCUUACACUCCAAGUCACGAAGUAACUGAUGAUGAAGAUUUUGAUAUUCGUGAAGGUCUUCGAGUUCUUGGUUUCGCUUACGCUUCUCACGAAGAGAGUCCAAGUUUUGCUGCUUUGGUUGAUGGAGACGGAGAAGUGGUUGAACAUUUGAGAUUACCCAAUUUAAUGCUGAAACGUCACGGAUAUGCUUCGGAAAAAGAAAAAGAACUUCGAGAAAAAGAUAGAGAAAGAUUUAAGAAUUUCAUACUCGAAAGAAAACCUCAUGUUAUUUGUAUUGGAGCCAAAGAUUUGACAUGUAAAGAGUUGAUGGAAGAUUUAACCAAGAUGGCAGAAGAGCUAAGUAACGAAGAAAAUAUUCCCAAGAUUCCAAUUGAAGCGAUCGAUGAUGAAUUAUCUAUUGUUUACAUGAAUUCUAAACGAGCUGUCGCUGAAUUUCACGAUUUCCCACCAAUCCUUCGUCAAGCUGUUUCUUUAGCUCGAAGACUUCAAGAUCCAUUGGUUGAAUUUUCUCAACUUUGCACCGCCGAUGAGGAAAUUCUCUGCAUGAAGUAUCACACUUUACAAGAUCAUGUUCCUAAAGAUGAACUAUUGUUCAAUCUUCAGCUUGAAUUUAUUUACAGAGUCAACGAAGUAGGAGUUGAUAUUAACCGCACUCUUGUUCACAAUUAUACUUCUCAAUUACUUCAAUUUGUUUGUGGACUUGGACCAAGAAAAGCGGCUGCAUUGAUCCGAAAUCUAAAAAAAUCACCAACUCCUCUAUUGGAAACAAGAACACAGUUGAUGGUCAAUUGUGGAAUUGGAGAAAUAGUUUUCCAAAACUGUGCUGGUUUCAUUAAACUUGACACAGCUCAACUCAGUGACACUGGAACUGAAACUUAUAUUGAAGUAUUGGAUAGUACUCGAAUUCACCCGGAAGCAUAUGAUCUCGCUCGUAAAAUGGCAAUUGAUGCCUUAGAAUACGAUGAAACUAAUGAUCUUCCUUCAGCCGGUGCUCUAGAAGAAAUUAUGGAAAAUCCGGAAAAUCUGAAAGAUCUUGAUUUAGAUGCAUUUGCUGAGCAAUUAGCUAAAGAAGGAUGUGGUAACAAAAAGAUUACUCUCUACGAUAUUCGAGAAGAAUUGAACCAUCCGUACAGAGACAUGAGAGACUAUCGAUCUGCCACCAAAGAAGAAAUGUUCCAUCUUUUCACCAAAGAAUCGUAUGAAACUUUCUACGUCGGUAAACUCGUAAUGGGAACAGUUACCAAUGUAUACAGACGUAAACCCACCCCUGGUCAAACAGACGAAAACAAUCCGGUUCGUAACGAUGAUGGUCUUUGGAUGUGUCCAGUUUGUAAAAAGAGCGAUUUUCUUGAACUUAACGAAGUAUGGAACCAUUAUGAUGCUGAACUUUGUCCAGGUCAAGCGGUUGGAGUUCGAGUUAGACUUGACAAUGGUUUACUUGGAAUGGUUCCAAUCGAGAAAAUAAGUGACCAUGAAGUGAUUAAUCCCGAUGAACGAGUUAAACCAGGAAUGACUGUGCAUUGUAGGAUAAUGAGAAUUAAUGUUGAAAAUAGAUACCAUGUAGAUUUAACGUGUCGAACAUCAGAUCUUAACGAUAAAUCUUAUCAUUGGCGUUCUCCGAAAGAUUUGUUCUACGAUUUUGACGCUGAAGAUGAGGAUUACAAGGAAGAGGAAGAGAAAAAGAAAAAGAAAGCAGGAAAACAGAAUAUUUUCAAACGAAUUAUUGUUCAUCCCUCUUUCCAUAAUAUUGAUUUUAAACAAAGUGAACAAAUGUUAGAGUCUAUGCGUCAAGGAGAAGCGAUAUUCAGGCCAAGUUCUAAGGGUCCCGAUCAUCUUACACUUACUUGGAAAGUUGCUGAGGGCAUUUAUCAACAUAUAGCAAUUUUAGAAAAAAAUAAAGACAAUGCCUUCAGUUUGGGUCAUCAAUUAAUUAUCGACGGGGACGUUUAUGAAGAUCUUGAUGAAAUUAUGGCUCGAUACAUCACACCAAUGGCCAGUUUCGCACGAGAACUAACAUCAUUCCGACACUUUAAACCUCAUGUCAUGGGAAACAAACGGGAAGCCGAAAAAGUCCUUCUCGAGGAGAAGAAGAAACGAAACACAAUUGUUUAUAUUUUAUCUGCGAGUAAAGAAUAUCCUGGAAAAUUUUUACUCUCAUACCCCAACAAGGAUGGAAAGGUGAUUCAUGAAUGGCUUUCUAUCAAACCCAAUGGAUUUAAAUUCCGUGAAGGAAUUUACAGAAGAUUAAAAGAUGUAAUGAAAAUAUUCCAAGAAAGUUGGUUCAAGGGAGGAUCAACUCCCCUUCUCACUGCUCCUUCUCAAUUAUCUCAUCAACAAAUGACCUCUCCUGCGCUAGGAUUAAGAUUCGCAACUCCACAACAGCGGACUCCAGUCAUGGCCUCACCUUACCAUGUCGGCAAUGUACCUUCGAGUGCUGCUGCCGCAGCUGCGGCCUGGAAUAGAGCAUCAACCUCAAUGCCUCCUCCACGGUCAACACCUCAACAACGCACUCCAACCAGUUCCAUGCCUCCUCCAACUGAACCAUGGGCGAGAAUCAGUCAACCUGGGACACCCUCACACGCCACUCCAGGAGCUUCAUCUCAAAUGUCAAUUAGUCCUUCAUAUUCACCAGCAAACAAAGGCGAUGCUACUCCACUUCUAGAUGAAUGGGUCUAAGUUUGGAAAUUGUUUAUUAUAAAACAAAAGUUAAAAUCAAUUAAUCAAUUCAUCUCAACUCAUCUCAAAAAAAAAACAAAAAAAAACUUUAAUAAAAACAUCAAAUAACUUAAAAACCUACAAUCAUACAGAACAAUUAAGCAACUAAUUAUCAUUUCAUCGUCACAAUCAUAAAACAUGUCAAUAAAAAUAAUCAACUUUUGUAAAUAAUAACUUUUCAUUUUCAAAUAAUCGACAUAAAUAUUAACAAUUUAACUUUGAACUUUAA